AUGUCAUCUAAAGAUCAUGGCAGCGAUCUCGAAGAAAGUAGGUCAACCAAAGGCCAAUCACCAAGAAGAAAAUAUGAAGGUUCAAUCUUUUGUUCUUCGCCCGAGGUUGUUGUCCUCAGCCAAAAAGUGUUUGCGGAAACCGUCGGGACAUAUUUCUUGAUAUUCAUAGGUUGUGGUGCAUUUGUUGUCGACAAACAAUUUGGGUCGGUAACGUUUCCUGGAAUGUGUGUCGCGUGGGGUUUGAUUAUCAUGGUCAUGGUGUACGCGGUCGGGCAUAUAUCCGGGGCUCAUUUUAACCCUGCGGUCACCAUCACAUUUGCUAUCUUUCGACAUUUCCCUUACUCGCAGGUACCUUCAUAUAUAUCAGCACAAUUGCUAGGAUCUAUUCUUGCAAGCGGCACAUUGUGCCUGUUAUUUGAUGUUGAGCAAAAACACUUUUUUGGGACCUUACCAACGGGUUCAAACGUUCGUUCGCUUGUUCUUGAGAUCAUAAUAUCUUUCCUCCUGAUGUUUGUGAUAUCUGGCGUCGCGACAGAUAACCGAGCGACAGGAGAAUUGGCUGGAAUCGCCAUAGGAAUGACUAUACUUAUGAAUGUGCUUUUGGCAGGGCAGGUAUCGGGGGCGUCAAUGAACCCCGCGAGGAGCCUUGGCCCGGCAAUAGUCAUGCACGAGUACAAGGGAAUAUGGAUUUACAUAGUUGGCCCGUUGGUGGGCACAAUUGCGGGCGGAUUUGCUUAUAAUUUGAUUAGAUACACGGAUAAACCUCUCAAUGAGAUAGCGAAAUCAUCGACACUUUUAAGAAGUUUUACGAGUCAUCGAUGAUGUUUGGUUUAUAGUUAGUGUCUAGGGCAUUGUAUACUAUUCGAUUGUGUUGUUGGGUUGAUUAAUAGCAUCCCAUCUAAAUACUUGGAUUAAGAAUAUUGUAGAAAGCAUGAAGGGUCAAGAGUCAUAGGAUAAAUUACAAGCCAUAGGUUGAAGUGUGUUAUGAACA
Molecule: messenger RNA, 991 nt
Organism: Helianthus annuus (common sunflower)
Lineage: Eukaryota; Viridiplantae; Streptophyta; Magnoliopsida; Asterales; Asteraceae
Product: probable aquaporin NIP-type
Exons: 4
Coding region: 1-822 (273 amino acids)
Biological process (GO): transmembrane transport
Cellular component (GO): membrane
Molecular function (GO): channel activity
Source: RefSeq, a predicted model, not a curated record